Closterium sp. NIES-65 is the source of this 1995-nucleotide messenger RNA. The record is from the annotation of a GenBank genome assembly. Lineage: Eukaryota; Viridiplantae; Streptophyta; Zygnematophyceae; Desmidiales; Closteriaceae.
AUGGAGGAGGCAUACCGUACAGGAAGAGGAUCGAUAGUGGUGCGGGGGAGGGCGUAUGUGGAGGAGCUGGGCGGAGGAGGAGCAGGGAGCAGAGGCAACCGGAUUGGCAUUGUCAUCACAGAGUUGCCAUACCAGACAAACAAGGCCGCCCUGGUGGAGAAGAUGGCAGAGUUGGUGAACAGCAAGGUGGUGGAGGGGGUGAGUGACAUCCGCGACGAGAGCGACCGCGAGGGCAUGCGCGUGGUGGUGGAGGUGAAGCGAGGGGCGACGCCCAUGGCUGUGCUGGCUUCCCUGUACAAACACACUCAGCUGCAGUCGCGCUUCAACUGCAACCUGGUGGGCCUGGUCAAUGGAGAGCCCAAGGAGAUGACUCUCAGAGACUUCUUCCAGGUUUUUCUGGACUUUCGCUGCCAGGUCAUCGAGCGCCGAACCAAAUUCCAGCUUCGGAAAGCCGAGGACCGGGAGCACUACGUGCAGGGUCUGCUGAUUGGUCUAGGAAGCCUGGAUCGAAUGGUGGAUAUCCUCAAAGCGGCUGCCACUCCCGCUGAUGCUGCUGCUACCCUCCAGCACGCCCUCGGCCUAUCCCCCAUACAGGCUGAUGCUCUUCUGGGUACACCACUCCGGCGCCUCACGUCCCUUGAAGUGUCGAAGCUGGAGGAGGAGCAUGCCCGCUUAAAGGCGGACAUAGCAGACCUGCAAGGUCUGCUUGCCAGCAGGAAGAGAAUUCUACAAACGGUCAAGAGAGAGGCUCAGGCCCUCAAGGACGAGUUUGGCGGGCCGAGGAGGACGAGAAUCGAGGCGGACGGCACUGCAGGGGACUUGGAUCCUUCUGAUGUUAUCCCCAAUGACACCGUGCUGCUGAACUUGAGUGAGCGGGGGUACGUGAAACGCAUGGCAGCAGACACGUUCUCGGCACAGAAGAGAGGCACAGCGGGCAAGUCAGGCGGCAAGCUCAAGGCGGACGAUGCCAUGGCGCGGUUUGUGGUAUGCCGCACCCAUGACACCGUGCUCUUCUUCAGUGACCGGGGAGUGGCAUACACCAUGAAGGGUUAUCAGAUCCCCGAGGGCUCUCGCACGGCCAUAGGCUCUCCCAUAUCCCAGAUCGUGCCUCUGCAGGACUCAGAGCGCAUCACAUCGAUGCUGCCGGUGGGCGAUUUUUCAGAAGACGCGUAUCUCGUCAUGAUGACGCGAGGGGGCUUCAUCAAGCGCACUGCUCUGCAUGCGUUCAGUGACACGCGGAAGAGCGGCCUCAUUGCCAUUCAGCUGGGCGAUGGCGAUGAGCUGGCGUGGGUGCGGAGAGCGACAGCUGGCGACUCCCUAUUGGUUGGCUCGCAGUUUGGCAACAUCGUUCGCUUCGCGUGCGACGACGACCAGCUGAGGCAGAGUGGGCGCACGGCGAGGGGAGUGAAGGCCAUGCGCCUGAGGGAGGGGGACAUCGUCGCUGCCUUGGAGAUCGUGCCAGCUGUCGCUUCCGAGUCCAAGGACGGGGGCCCGUGGGUAGUCAUGGCCACUCGCAACGGGAUGGGCAAGCGUGUUCCCACGAACCUGUUCGCCAACCAGAAGAGGGGCGGCGUGGGAGUGAAAGGCAUUAAGCUGGGCGAGGGGGAUGCACUGGUGGUGCUGCGCCUGGUGGGGGAGGGCACCGGUGACAGAGAUGCUUCUGACACUGUAAACGGCGAGCUCUUAGUGGGCAGCGACGGGGGAAUCAUCAACCGGCUGCGAGUGCGAGACAUCCCCAUUCUCUCCCGCACCACGCGGGGUUGUCGCCUCAUGCGCAUCGCUCCUGGUGACAGCCUGGCAUCGCUGUCGCUGGUGCCGGGUGCUGCAGAGGGAGGUUUAGAUGAGGAGGAUGGGGUGCCGUUAGUAGUGCCUGAAGGGGGGGUGAGUGACGAGGAGGGAGGGGAGAGUGAGGAGGGAGGGGAGAGUGAGGAGGGAGGGGAGAGUGAGGAGAAGGUGGAGGAAGGGAGCAGGGUGAAGGCGAAGGUGGUGCGGUAG